Penicillium verhagenii is the source of this 1869-nucleotide messenger RNA. RefSeq names its product putative mRNA cleavage factor complex component Pcf11. Gene Ontology annotation, cellular component: cytoplasm; mRNA cleavage factor complex. Gene Ontology annotation, biological process: termination of RNA polymerase II transcription. The transcript is spliced from 5 exons. Lineage: Eukaryota; Fungi; Ascomycota; Eurotiomycetes; Eurotiales; Aspergillaceae. The coding region runs from base 1 to 1869 and encodes 622 amino acids. The record is from RefSeq and is a predicted model, not a curated record. Gene Ontology annotation, molecular function: mRNA binding; RNA polymerase II complex binding.
AUGUCAAACUCGAUUUCCGAUGAGGUAGCAGAGGACUACAAAAGUUCCUUGGAGGAUCUUAUCACCAACGAUCGAUUUCAGAUCAGCAAUCUGACUGUCAUCGCCAAAGAGAAUACCGAACAUGCAGAGGCCAUCUCCAAAGUUUUGGAAGAUCACAUUCGAUCUAUCCCGCCGCCGCAGAAGUUGCCCGCUCUUUAUGUAGUUGAUUCCAUCGUCAAGAAUGUUGGAACCCCCUACACUCUUUUCCUGGGACGGAGGAUGUUCCAGACCUUUAUAAAUGCGUACACUCUCGUUGAUUCGCCCACUCGCCGCAAACUGGAUGAGAUGCUCAAGACUUGGAAGGAGCCCGCCGCGGGCUCGCUGGACACACGCCCGGUCUUCCCGCCCCAGAUCACCCGUGAUAUUGAAAACGCUCUCAUCAAGGCCCGCACGGCAUUUUUGGACUCACAGCGGCUGAAAGGUCAACCGGAUAUUAAUCGCGGUCGUGGUAGCGUAACGCCAACAAGUUGGGCCAAUAACCCCACUCCACCGGGCAUGUCUCGCCAAAACCAGCCUUACGCGAAUCAUGGGGGCCUCGCAAGAACUGCUACACCACCGCAAGGACAACGCCAAGAUAUGGAAUUAAUGGCUCUGCAUCAGGACCUGGAGGCAUUGAUCGCGUCGGCACGAAACGACUUUGCGAACAGUCCAUUCAAUCCUAUGAGUCAACAGCGACUCAAGUCACUGCUUGAUCUCCAAGGUAUCAUGCAGCGCCAGCAACUUUCUCCUGAGGAGCGCAAACUUGUUCGAAAUCAACUCUCUUCGUUUAAACCUCCACAGCCAGUACCUUUCCAGGCUCCCAAUCCUGCCCCAGCUCCUCCGGCAUCAACACCUCCAACUCAACCUACAUCCCAACCGUUCCCACAUAUGCUCAAUUCCGAAACGAUCGCGGAGCUCCUUAAAGCUACUGCCAUGAGUCAACAACCCACGCCACCUCCCCAAAUUCCCAACCUUCUCCCUUCAAUGCCGCAGAUUCCUCCCGCCAACAAUACCCCACAACUGGCCGAUAAUCCCAUUAUCGCCGCUCUCCGUUUACGAGGGCUUUUGCCUCCUGCAUCAGCUCCACCAACGAUGGGAUCGAACGGAACACCACCCCCGGGAUCUUUGCCAUUUUUCAUCCCUGGUCAACUACGAGCUACCCCACCGGUUGCGACUCCUCAGACGUCUACUCCAGUCGGCUCAUCAUCCACGGUUCCCAUGAAUACUGCCUCUAUGAAAAUUCCUCGAAUGGCGCUCGUUGUUUCCCUGUACGAUGCGAAAUCUAAUCGGUGCGGAACCUGCGGCCGCCGUUUCCCGGCCACUACAGAGGGCCGCGAGAAAAAAGCCCGCCAUUUGGACUGGCACUUCAAAACCAACCAGCGCAUGGUUGAGGCUACCAAGCGAGCCCAGACUCGCAGCUGGUAUGUCGAUGAAGGGGACUGGAUUCAGUCUCGUGAGGUCGAUGACGACCAAGGCACCGAAGAUGCCGAGACGACUGCGGAAGGCACUGCAGGUGCUGAUAGUAAUGACACUAAGAAAGGCCCACCGAAGCAGUGGGUUCGAGCCCCUAACGAUGCUGUACUGCGCAAUACCCCGUGUCCCAUUUGCCAGGAGAAAUUCGAAUCGACGUGGUCCGAAGAAGUGCAAGACUGGAUCUGGCAGGACGCAGUCACUGUCAAUAGUCGAAUCUACCAUGCCAGCUGCUACGACGAGGUAACCAAGGAUGGCCCACCUGCACGUAGUUACACUCCUCAACAACGAACAGCCACUCCCGACUCAGUGCUUGGCAAGCGAAAAGCCGAGGUUGGUUCAAUCUCAUCUCAGAAGUUUUCCUCUAUUGGUCACUACUAA